AUGGGUAGAGCCGAAAGGGUUCCACUAAAAAGUGAAGAGCCGCCACCUGGGGAUGGAAAAAUCUACGAUGGAGUCAGAUUGAAGCCGAAUCCGGCAAAGACAGCCAAUGUAUUCUCGAGGAUAUUUUUCUGGUAUAUGGGUCCACUCUUUCUACGCGGUUUUCGUCACAAUCUUGAGUCAUCCGACAUGUUUGAGCCAUUGCCCGAUCAGGAGAGUAAAGCCGCCACGGAGCAAUUGAGAACGGCCUGGCAAAACGAGCAAAAAGAAGCAAAAGAGAAAGAACGAGAGGCGUCACUGAUGCGCGCAAUCUUUAAAGCAUAUGGAAGAGAGUUGACCAUUUAUGGGGUUUGGCUGUUUCUUGAAGAGGCCAUCAAAUUGUCCCAACCGCUCUUCAUGGGAAGAUUGAUCCGAUAUUUUCGAUUUGACACUCCUUUAACACAGCAAGACGCUUUUCUAUCAGCUGCCGGAGUUGCCAUUACGGGUUUCAUUGUCGUGACAAUUCAUCAUCCAUAUUUCUACGGAUUGCAAAGGAUUGGCUUGAAGAUCAAGAUUGCCGCUUCUGGGCUUUUGUCGGAGAAAGGUUUCGGUUUGAGCAGUGCGGCUCUCCGUGACACCUCAGUCGGUCAUCUCGUCAAUUUGCUCUCCACCGAUGUCAUGAAAUUUGACAUGGCUUUUGUCUUCUUUCACUAUUUAUGGGUUUCCCCACUACUUUUGAUCGGCUACGGGUGCGCGAUUUGGUCACAAAUUGGAGUGAUUUGUCUUGCCGGAUUUGGAGCCUAUUUUUUGCUGUUCCCAAUUCAAAAGUACAUCUCAACAAAGAUGGGCAUCUACCGGCGAUCCGUGGCGAUGAGGACCGAUAAGAGAAUUUCGCUGAUGAACGAGAUUUUGAACGGGAUUCGUUUGAUCAAAAUGUACUCCUGGGAGGAUGCGUUUGCUGACAUUGUGAAGGAGUUGAGGACAAAAGAAAUGGAUAUGAUUCGAAAACAAGCCUCUUGCCAAUCACUUCUCAUGGGUCUCUUUUGGCCAAGCGGGAAAAUGGUCGUGCUCUUCGUCGCCCUUGCCUAUUACCUCCAAGGAGAACUUUUGCUAGCUGAGCCGAUCUUUGUGGCGAGUGCUCUUUUCAACUCUUGCCGCCUUCCCGUUAUGCUCUUUUUGCCAAUCGGUAUCGCAAUGUUCCAGGAAGCAAGGGUUUCAGCGAAAAGGAUUCAAACAUUCUUGGACCUUGACGACUUCAACGCAAUUGAAGCACCAAAAGAGGAACGAGUUGAGAAAGACGAUGGAGUUCAUUAUGAGUUGACUCUGAAUGGAACUUCUGAAAAAAAGCCACUUAUUGAUAACGGAAACGGUUUUUCCACUAUGGAUUCGUGGUGUCAUCUGGAGCCGGAGAGUUCGAAAGACGCGAAAGUCAUAUUGGAGAACUUCUCGGCGACAUGGGAAAGCCCGAGUGAAUGGGAGAAGAAAAUAGCAAAUCCCGAAGCCCCAAUGCAAGCGCAAGCAAUAAAGGACAUCUCCGUCACAGUUACAAAAGGAAAGCUCGUCGGUGUGAUUGGUCCUGUUGGAGCUGGAAAGUCCUCUCUCCUGGCCUCAGUGUUGAGAGAAACAACUCGUACAGCUGGAAAGUUAACCGUUCACGGAAAAGUUGCCUAUUGCUCACAAGAUGCGUGGAUAUUUGGAGGAACGAUUCGAGACAAUGUUCUGUUCGGAAAAGCAUACAAUGCUGAGCUUUAUGAGGAAGUUAUCGAGAUGUCAGCGUUGAAACAAGAUCUUGCUGAGAUUCAAAACGGUGAUCAAAAUAUUGUCGGUGAUCGAGGAUUGGCGUUGAGUGGAGGGCAGAGAGCACGAUUGGCACUGGCGAGAGCGCUUUAUAGUCAAGCUGACAUUUACCUCCUGGAUGACCCACUCUCCGCUGUCGAUGCAGCUGUUGGACGCUUCAUCUUUGACAAAUGUAUCCGACAAUACUUGAAAGAGAAAGUCGUCAUCCUUGUCACUCACCAAUUGCAAUUUGUCGGGAAAGCCGAUGAGAUUGUUUUGAUGAAGGAUGGAGCCGUUGCUGUACAAGGGACACCGAAAGAAUUGAGGGAAUCGAACUCGAAAAUUGUGUUGCAAUUGAUGCAUGAAACCGCUCGAACCUAUGGCGUUCGACGAUCGGUCAGUGUGAGCAGUGGACACUCAAAUGAGCCCGAAGAGUUUGACGAAGAAGAAGUUUUCGAUGAGAAUUUUGGUCCAAAACUGGAAGAAAUUCAAGGAACGAGUGAACCAUCUGGACAAAUAGAAGAGGAUCGAGCUGAAGGAGCUGUGCCAUGGUCAGUCUAUUGGCGCUACAUCACCGCAAUGGGCACUUGUCAAAUCAUCCCUGCUCUUCUUUUCACAUUUUUUGUCCAAAUUCUAUUCAAUUUCACCGAUUUUUGGCUGAAUCUUUGGACAACAGCGUCGGAGAAAGUGAUGAAGUUAACGAAUAUUACAGCUGUGGAAGAGAUUCCAGAUUUCAAGGAUAAUAUCAACUUCUUUGGUCACCAUAUUUCCUUGAGUCUUGAUGGGUACAUGUGGAUUUUCGCGGUCACCUCAACAAUUGUUGUUAUCAGCUCUGUGCUCAGAUGUGUUUGGGUUCGUUUGCUUGAAACGGUCGCCUCGGAGACUCUUCACAAGGAAAUGUUCCACGCUGUUGUAAACACAGAGACCGAGUUCUAUGACACAAAUCCGAUUGGACGAGUACUCAAUCGCUUUUCUAAAGAUAUUCACACAAUGGAUGAACCGUUGGCCUUUGUGUUCUUUGAAUUCAUCUUGGGCGUCCUUGCAAUCAUUGGCUCAGUUGCGAUGAUCUUUUUCGUGAAUCCAUGGAUCUUCCUUAUCUGCAUUCCACUGUGUUUGCUCUUUUGGGUUGUUCGAGCGCUCUAUUUGGCCACGUCAAGAGAUGUGAAGCGAUUGGAGGCAAUCACCCGAUCCCCUCUCUACACUCACAUCUCAUCAGUGAUGCAGGGUUUGAUGACCGUGCGUGCUUUCGGUAAACAUCAAAAAGUCAUUCACGAUUAUCAUGGAAAGAUGAACAUCAACUCAGCUGCUUUCAUUCUCACAUUAACCACUUCUCGUUGGUUCGCUGUACAAAUCGAUCUAAUCGUCACACUUUUUGUCUCAUUUGUCGCCUUUGCUUGCGUCUUGUCACCAAUGGUCUUUUCUUCUGGAGAAGUGGCGCUGAUGUUGGUUUACGCGAUUCAAUUAACCGGUUUCUUCUCAUGGAUCAUGCGACAAUCGGCUGAGCUUCAGAAUGGGAUGGUCUCCGUUGAGCGCAUCGUGAACUUCUGCGGUUUACCAAACGAGCACGCCGAAGAGGGAUUGACAAAGAUCCCAGCUCAUUGGCCAAGCCAGGGUGAGAUCAAAUUUGACAAUUUCUCCCUCCAAUAUCGAGAUGUGAAUCAAUUUGCUUUGCAAGAGAUCUCCGUGCAAAUUGCGAGUCAUCAAAAGAUUGGAGUCGUUGGGAGGACUGGGGCUGGGAAGUCCUCACUUUUGAGAGCUCUCUUCAGAAUGAACAAGAAAUCAACAGGAAAAAUCUACAUUGAUGGAGUUGACAUUGCGAGCAUUCCUUUGAGAGAUCUCCGAGCUCAUUUGGCCAUCAUCCCACAGGAACCAGUCCUUUUCGUGGGAACACUUCGUCGAAACCUCGACCCAUUCAAUGAGCAUUCGGAUGAGGAUUUGUGGACAGCUCUCGAACAAGUCGAACUGAAAGAUGCGGUUGCUGAAUUAAACGGAAAAUUGCAAGCAGAGAUGAAUGAAGGAGGAGCCAAUUUCUCGGUUGGUCAACGCCAACUCGUUUGCUUGGCUCGAGCCUUGUUAAGGAAUUCAAAGAUUUUGGUGAUUGAUGAAGCGACGGCCAAUGUUGAUUUACAGACUGAUGCUCUGAUCCAAAAGACGAUUCGCAAGAGGUUUGCCGAGAGCACCGUGUUAACAAUUGCUCAUCGCUUGCAUACGAUUAUGGACUCGGAUCGAGUCAUGGUGCUCCAAGACGGUCGUGUUGUCGAAUUCGACCAUCCCUAUCUUCUCCUAAGCAAUCCGGAGUCAACUUUCUCAGCGCUAGCAAAUGAAACCGGUCGAGAUACGGCCGCUCAACUGCUCUCCGUCGCUAAAGCCACUUAUGAGGCCCAAAAU
Mesorhabditis belari is the source of this 4140-nucleotide messenger RNA. NCBI's taxonomy places the organism in Eukaryota, Metazoa, Nematoda, Chromadorea, Rhabditida, Rhabditidae. The record is from the annotation of a GenBank genome assembly.